UUUUUUUUGUUGUUGUUGUUGUUUCUCUUUUUCUCUCUAUUUUCUUCAAAUCGUUAUAUUUUGUCUUUUCUAGUGUUUUAUUUUAUAUAUUACUUUCAUUUUUUUCAUAGCAAACAUAUACAACCAUGGCUGAUCAACCAACUGAAGUUACUUCACAACCCAAGACUGAACGAAAAGAAGUUAAACAACCUACUGUAUCUCAAUCAGCUCGAUCAGGUCUUCAAUUUCCUGUAGGUCGUAUUCAUCGGUAUAUGAAGGAUAAAAGUCGUAGCAAUGCACGUGUUAGUGCUAAAGCAGCAGUAUAUACAGCAGCUAUCUUGGAAUAUCUCACUGCGGAAGUUUUAGAACUUGCUGGUAAUGCUACCAAGGACUUGAAGGUGAAACGAAUUACUCCACGACAUUUACAGUUGGCUAUUCGUGGUGAUGAAGAAUUGGAUGCUCUUAUCAAGGCUACUAUUGCUGGUGGUGGUGUUUUACCUCAUAUUCACAGAUCUCUUAUUGGUACUCCCAAGUCUGGCAAGAAGGCUUAAUCACUCUAUUCAGAUAUCUUCCUUUUUACUAGUAUAUAUUCCGUUUGCUUAUAUUCUCCUCUUCCCACGCUUAUCUUUUCAAUUUUUUUUAUUUUAGUAGUAGCAGUAGUAUACACAUAUAUAGUUUUAUGCGUCUUUAGUGAAAGUCAUUAAAAAAUCAACUCAAAAACUGGGUCCGAAUCAACAAUACAAAAAAAAAUAAAAAAAAA
Messenger RNA from Halteromyces radiatus, 739 nucleotides. RefSeq names its product histone H2A.V. The transcript is spliced from 3 exons. Gene Ontology annotation, molecular function: structural constituent of chromatin; protein heterodimerization activity; DNA binding. The record is from RefSeq and is a predicted model, not a curated record. NCBI's taxonomy places the organism in Eukaryota, Fungi, Mucoromycota, Mucoromycetes, Mucorales, Cunninghamellaceae. Bases 126 to 530 code for a protein of 134 amino acids. Gene Ontology annotation, cellular component: nucleosome.